Messenger RNA from Camelina sativa (false flax), 1154 nucleotides. The record is from RefSeq and is a predicted model, not a curated record. Lineage: Eukaryota; Viridiplantae; Streptophyta; Magnoliopsida; Brassicales; Brassicaceae.
UGGAAACAAACAAGAGGUGCUUUUCAAAGGAACAAGAAAAUGGAUUUACACACGAGAAUCAUGAAGAAAAACUAUAGGGAAGUUCCCAUGUGGUGGUUUUAUGUGAUCCUCGUACUUAACAUUGCGCUCAUCAUGUUCAUCUCUUUCUACUACAAUGCAACCGUGCAGCUACCUUGGUGGGGAGUGUUGCUAGCUUGUGCCAUUGCCGUCUUCUUCACUCCUCUUAUUGGUGUUAUCGUAGCCACCACUAAUCAGGCACCGGGUUUGAACGUCAUUACGGAAUAUGUAAUCGGGUAUAUCUAUCCAGAACGUCCGGUUGCGAACAUGUGCUUCAAAGUGUAUGGAUACAUCAGCAUGACUCAGGCUCUAACAUUCAUCCAAGACUUCAAACUCGGUCUCUACAUGAAGAUCCCUCCUAGAAGCAUGUUCAUGGCACAGGUGGUUGGGACGCUUGUGGCAGUGAUAGUGUACACAGGAACUGCUUGGUGGUUAAUGGUAGACAUUCCUCAUCUAUGUGACAAAUCUUUGCUUCCUCCAGAUAGCGAAUGGACCUGUCCGAUGGACCGUGUCUUCUUCGAUGCUUCUGUGAUUUGGGGACUUGUGGGACCACGUAGAAUGUUCGGUGACUUAGGGGAAUACUCAGCCAUAAAUUGGUUCUUCCUCGUAGGUGCAAUUUGUCCUUUCUUUGUCUGGCUAGCGACCAAAGCGUUUCCAGCUCACAAAUGGAUCUCGAAGAUCCAUUUUCCAGUCAUUUUAGGAGCAACCUCCAUGAUGCCACCCGCGAUGGCGGUUAACUUCACGAGUUGGUGUAUUGUGGCAUUUGUGUUUGGACACUUUUUGUUUAAGUACAAGAGAGAGUGGUGGAAAAAGUAUAACUACGUUCUUUCAGGCGGUUUAGACGCGGGAACUGCUUUUAUGACAAUACUGAUAUUCCUAUCGCUUGGACGCAAAGGAAUUGGAUUGUUAUGGUGGGGAAACGCUGAUGAUAGCACAAACUGUAGCCUCGCCUCUUGUCCUACCGCUAAAGGCGUAAUGAUGCAUGGAUGUCCUGUUUUCUGACCUUGUCACUUAAAUACAAACCCCUUUGAUUAGAUUUUCUUUCGGAACUAGUUUUUUUUUUUAAAUAUAAAUUUGUUUUGUACAUAACUCUACAA